This is a messenger RNA of Polyodon spathula (Mississippi paddlefish), 603 nucleotides long. RefSeq names its product histone H1-like. Gene Ontology annotation, biological process: nucleosome assembly. The record is from RefSeq and is a predicted model, not a curated record. Gene Ontology annotation, cellular component: nucleosome. The coding region runs from base 1 to 603 and encodes 200 amino acids. Gene Ontology annotation, molecular function: DNA binding; structural constituent of chromatin. The transcript has a single exon. NCBI's taxonomy places the organism in Eukaryota, Metazoa, Chordata, Actinopteri, Acipenseriformes, Polyodontidae.
AUGGACGAAACAGUUCCAACACCUGAUGCAUGUCCCGUGAAGACUAAGAAGAAGAGAAAACCAGAAGCUCCCAAGAUCAAGAAAGCGGGUCGUACCGUAUCGCAGAUGAUUAUCAAAGCUGUGUCUGAUUCCAAAGAGCGCAGCGGACUCUCUCUGACCGUGAUGAAGAAGUCUCUGGCGGCGAGCGGCUACGAUGUUGAGAUGAACAACUCCCGCGUCAACCGUGCUGUCAGGACCCUGGUGAACAAGGACACUUUGCUACAAACCAAGGGCACCGGCGCUUCGGGCUCUUUCAGGGUCAAUAAAACUCAGGCAGGAGCCAAAGAAAAAUCAUCCAAGAAGAAAGCGGCUCCGAAACCCAGAAAGGCUCCAGCGAAAAAAAAGGCGGCACCCAAGAGGUCUCCGAAAAAAGACAAGCGACCAGCAGCUCGGAAAACUACCAGGAGCUCCAAAAAAGUGAGAAAAAUAGCGGCUAGGAAAGCGCCCAGGAGCCCCAAAAAAGCGAGAAAAACAGCAGCUAGGAAAGCGCCCAGGAGCCCGAACAGAGGUCGGAAUAAACAUAGAUCACCACCAAAGAAGAAACCGUCUUACAGAAGGUGGUAA